Molecule: messenger RNA, 351 nt
Organism: Danaus chrysippus (African queen)
Lineage: Eukaryota; Metazoa; Arthropoda; Insecta; Lepidoptera; Nymphalidae
Source: the annotation of a GenBank genome assembly
AUGAAGUUUACGGUGUUGGUUUUAUUUCUUGUUGCUGUUGUAAGCGGUAAUGAAGAAGACUUUAGAAUAAUUGACUCAAUAAUACAAGAGCAAUCUUGUAUUGCGGUAGGCGGUAUUUGUACAGUAGCUGCAGACUGUCCUAAGGGACAUCUAGCUGAGAGACAAGGACUUUGUCCGACGCAACGCAAACAAGGCAUCGACUGUUGCCACGGAGUUUCAAUGAAGGAAACUCGUUGUCUUAAACAUGGAGGAGUUUGUACGAAACCAGAAGAAUAUUGCAAUCCCAGUCUUGUUUUUGAUGGAGCUACUGACUGCGAAGGAAACUUGAAGUGCUGCAUAAUGACUAUUUAG